Messenger RNA from Gasterosteus aculeatus aculeatus (three-spined stickleback), 1841 nucleotides. The record is from RefSeq and is a predicted model, not a curated record. NCBI's taxonomy places the organism in Eukaryota, Metazoa, Chordata, Actinopteri, Perciformes, Gasterosteidae.
UUGUGUGUCUGACUGGCCCUCCUAAAAGUAAAAGUUGCAUAAAAUCCUGCAGAAAGGUCCAAGCUAAGUGCGUCAUCCCGGCUCUGAGGCACGUUUUGAUAUCAUUUAACUGCAUGCUGACGAGUCACAAAGAAAUGGGAGAGAGAGUGAGAGAGGAAAAGGAGUCGCUCACUUCAACCCACUUAUCCUUUUCUGCUGUGGCUUCGACUAAACUAUGGCCCCUAGUCGCUAUUUAUGGGAUACAUAAACGCAUAAAAACAUUUGUUUGUUUUUCUUUUCUCCAGCUCAUAUCUGAAGCCUUUGUUUACCUCAACCUCUGUGGUCCUUACAGUCAUCUCUUCUUCUUUUUUUCUCGUACAUUGUACUGUUUAGUUUGACUACAAUUUACUGGGCCAUGUAAAUAUAUGAACCAACUGGUGCCAUCUGUUUUUCCCUCUGUCCUCAAUCCAAGACGAUCCUUCGUCUCCACGUACAGUUGUACUACUUUUCAAUCUAUGACAGGACCGUAGUGUCAUAAUGUAGUUUGUUCCCUUCUUGUUUAUGUGGUGCACUCUUAAUUCAUGUCUUGACUGACGCGUCCACCUUUUUCGUUUACGUGUUUGUGUUUGCGUGAGAGAAUGGUGCCCUGCAGGAGAGUCAGCAGAUGGCAACGUGGAGAGGGACGGCAGUGAAAGAGCUGGACCUCUAUGGUGCCUUCCAGACUGCAGCAGCGAGCAGUGUAUGGAAGAUGUCUGGAAAGCGAGACUGGACUCCGUGGAUGAAAAAGAGAAGGGCUCCAGUGUUGUGCGCUCUGGGUGCAGUACUGCUGUGCUGCCUGCAGAGCGGCGCCUCGCUCUCUGACGAGGUGCCGUCGUUCAGCGAGGAGCCCAUGUCCGUGGUGCAGAAGCUGGGCGGCAGCGUGAAACUGCUCUGCAGCGCCCGACCCGCCUCCGCCAACAUCAGCUGGCGCCUCAACGGCCGGGAGCUGGCGCAGGGACGUUCGGGCGUAGUGCUGCGGCCCGACGGCCUGUUCAUCCCCACCCUCUCCAACCUGACGGUGGGCCGCUACCAGUGUGUGGCCAGCACCGCCGCCGGAGCCCUGGCCAGUGUGCCCGCUGACGUCACCGCAGCGAAGCUGCGUGAUUUUGAGCGCGAUGACCAGCAGGAGAUCGAGGUCGACGAAGGCAACACGGCCGUUAUUGAAUGUCACCUCCCCGAAAGCCAGCCCAAGGCUCAGGUCCGCUACAGUGUCAAACAGGAGUGGCUGGAAACAUCCAAAGGUAGCGAGCCGCUUCAGUGCACUGACAUCUCCCCGAAUCUCCCCCUGCCUCCCGCCUAAUCGCCAAACGGUCUUUAUAAUUUACCGGAAUGCUAUAAUCCUGCUAUCUGACCCCAUCGUGAAACCGGUGAUAAGGGUCUUAUCUCGAGAAUGUUUAAACACGGGAAUACGGUUGUUUAUUCUGCAAGCCGUUUACUUUUAAGUUGCUUGGAGGAACAGCGAGACUGCAGUGGUUUGUGGCUGGUAUGCUGAUGAUGCCUGGGAGCUGUAGGCACUGAUAUCUGCAGCUUAUCUGCGAGGAAAUGAAUACCACAUUGACGAGCGUCAGACUCUGGGGCGCCACCUUGUGCUCAACUGGACUGGAAUGGCACAUUGCACUAUUGUACUAAGCUGCUAUUUGCACUCAAGCGUUGAGACAAAUUGCAUGGUGCAUUUGUCUCAUUGACAAACCCUAAAACACUAAGACACAUUUUCUGAUUUCAUUACGAUCAAUACACAAUCAUCCUUAUUUCAGGUGUACUUGUAAUUGUUCUUGUUUACUGUGAACAUUAUCCUGCAUUCCUCUGAACAUAUUGUAAGAACA